Messenger RNA from Daldinia vernicosa, 1193 nucleotides. RefSeq lists its product as uncharacterized. The transcript has 2 exons. Lineage: Eukaryota; Fungi; Ascomycota; Sordariomycetes; Xylariales; Hypoxylaceae. Bases 180 to 860 code for a protein of 226 amino acids. The record is from RefSeq and is a predicted model, not a curated record.
CUCAAUCUUCUCCAUCUCACCUCAUCAACUUCAUAACUUUCCUCCUUCUACUUUUACAUAAAAUCAUAUUCCAACACAGAUACACAGAUAUUCACAAUUCAUACAAUAUCAAUUAUCCCUUCGUUUUCCAACCAUCAACUCUCCUUCUAUAGGAUUCAAUAAUUUCAAAACCCCUCACGAUGCAGCUCAAGCGAAAGCGUUCCGAGUCCGAGCUCUCUAGCUCCUCUAGUCCCUUUGGCUCGCCUUCGCGACCAGAGCAGCUCGCUAUGAUGGAUAUGGACAGUAUGGCCAACGUAUCGCCUAUUCGUCGUACUUCGCGGAGCUCAACACCUGCUCACUUACACAGCCGCACCUUGAAACGCUUUCGCAAUAGCCGUCCUUCGGACGAGGAAAUCCACGAACGUACCUUGAAUAUGUUAUAUACCGCCCAGAAACAGCACAUCGUCUACCAGCAAAACUCUCCGUUCGCCGGUCUUCCUACACAGCCUCAACCUCAGCCUGCACAGGUACCGUCGCAAGGGGCCCAGGCGUCACUCCACAGCUUCUGGAAACUCCCCAAUGCAGCAUCUGCCUCAAACACCUCGGUUCCACCUCCCGUCGACCACCUAGUAUAUGACGGCCCUGCCAAUUGCGAGGAUUGCGGUCAGACAUUACACGAAGGUGCGGGCGAAGACUCGAUGGACGUAGACGGCUUCUGUUCGGAGGUCAACACAAGCUGCGGAGGGUGCGGGAAACACGUGUGCUCACACUGCUCUAUCACCAACCUAGGUGAGCAGCGAAAGUGCUUGAUAUGUGCCGGAAGGAAGGUCUGGGUUGGCGGUCUCGGAUGGGCUGGUGUCUCAGGUAUCAAGGCCUGUUAAAAGGUAGAUUCAUUCAGACCAGUAUAUGGGAUUUGGAUUACGCGCUUUAGCUGCAGGUUAUCCUGAAUAAGGGCCUUCAAGGCGGCGCUGGGCAUUUAAGGUGGAUAAGCGUUGGAGUUCAAGGCGAAUACGCCAUCGCCAGGAUACGUGUUUGAGUACGGGGUUUGGGCACACUCUAGUACAAGCAUCUUACAGCAGGCAACGUUAUUAUACGGCACUUGUAGCCCUUGUUACCUGAUACUUAGUAUUCUUCAGGGGUUAAUACUAAAAGUUCCUAAAGAGGUUCUUGUGAUAAUUCGAACUUCGUAUUGCUCAGAUUUUGCUCGCUAUAGG